Entamoeba nuttalli P19 is the source of this 723-nucleotide messenger RNA. RefSeq lists its product as hypothetical. Gene Ontology annotation, biological process: regulation of DNA-templated transcription. Lineage: Eukaryota; Evosea; Mastigamoebida; Endamoebidae. The record is from RefSeq and is a predicted model, not a curated record. Gene Ontology annotation, molecular function: sequence-specific DNA binding; DNA-binding transcription factor activity. The transcript has a single exon. Bases 1 to 723 code for a protein of 240 amino acids.
AUGGAAGAAAAAGAACAGUUUCUACGAAGAGUCAUUGAACUUGUUCAUAAGAAAGAUGGGACAAAAUGUAUUGACUAUGACCCUAAAGAAAAGGCAAUCCGAGUAAUUAAACCCCAAGAAUUUAAAGAAUGUUUUGAAGGGGAUAUUAAUUGUCAAAACAUAAAAACAUUUUGGAAAAGAAUGAAAAGAUAUGGAUUUAAGAAGAGAAGAAUAGGAGGGAUUGAUUAUUUUAUUAAUGAAAUGUUUGAUCCGAAUGAGUCGAAGUAUUUAGAUGAUAAGAGACAAAUAAAUGAAUUAAAAGAAAUCAAUAAAGAAAAAACAAAAGAAAGAUAUGAAACAAUAAGAAAAGACAGUGAAUGUCAGAAUCAACAGAUAUUUGAUGAAAGAAAAAGUAAUGUUCCACCAAUUAUGAAAAUCAACUCAUCAAUAGAAUCUAAUGAAAAUGAACAACAAAUCAAACAACAAGUUUAUAAUGAAAUAGUUAAGAAAAUCAAAGAAAUAUUUACAAAAGAACAAAAUGAAACCGAUAAACAAAAAUUUGAUGAAAUAAUACUUCAUGAAAAAGAAUAUUUGACUAUAAGAAUUAAUCAAAUAAAUGAAAGAAUGAAUAUGAUAGAUAAAAAAAUUCAUUAUAUAAUGAAUUGUAUGGCAACAUCAGAAAUAGAAAUGUUAAAUAUUUGUCAUCUUGUUGAUGAAAUAACACAAAACCAUAGAUUUGGAUAA